Molecule: messenger RNA, 1148 nt
Organism: Tinamus guttatus (white-throated tinamou)
Lineage: Eukaryota; Metazoa; Chordata; Aves; Tinamiformes; Tinamidae
Gene: KRT18
Product: keratin 18
Biological process (GO): intermediate filament cytoskeleton organization
Cellular component (GO): cytoskeleton; keratin filament
Molecular function (GO): structural molecule activity
Source: RefSeq, a predicted model, not a curated record
CCAGCCGGGGAAGCGGCUACGGCGCCGGGAUGAGCGGCUACGGAGGCGGGAUGAGCAGCAGCCUGUUGCUCUCGGGCUCCGGCGUGGUGCAGAACGAGAAGGAGACCAUGCAGGAGCUCAACGAGCGCCUGGCCACCUACCUGGACAAGGUGCGGAGCCUGGAGCAGCAGAACCGCCAGCUCGAGCUCCAGAUCCGCGACUUCAUGCAGAAGAAGGGCCCCAGCGCCCGCGACUGGAGCCACUACUGGGAGGUCAUCGAGGACCUGCGCAACAAGAUCUACGAUGCCACCGUGGAUAACGCCCGCACGCUGCUGCAGAUCGACAACGCGCGCUUGGCCGCCGAUGACUUCAGGGUCAAGUACGAGGCCGAGCUGGCCAUCCGCCUCUCGGUGGAGAACGACAUCGUGGGGCUCCGCAAGGUCAUCGACGACACCAACAUGGCCCGGCUGCAGCUGGAGGGCGAGAUCGAGUCCCUCAAGGAGGAGCUCAUCUUCAUGAAGAAGAACCACGAGGACGAGGUGAAGGGCCUGCAGGCGCAGAUCGCCGACUCGUCCGUUACGGUGGAGGUGGAUGCCCCCAAGUCCCAGGACCUGGGCAAGAUCAUGGCCGAAAUCCGGGCGCAGUACGACGCGCUGGCCCAGAAGAACCUGGAGGACCUGGAAAAGCAGUGGGGGCAGCAGAUCACCGAGAGCACCAUCGAGAUCACGCAGAGCAGCAAGGACGUGGACACGGCGCGCAGCACCGUGCUCGACCUCCGCCGCACCGUGCAGACCCUGGAGAUCGACCUGGACUCCCUCCGCAACCAGAAAGCCGGCUUGGAGGGCAACCUGCUGGAGGUGGAGAACCGCUACGCGCUGCAGAUGGAGCAGCUGGGCGGGCUGAUCGCGCGCGUCGAGGCCGAGCUGGCGCAGGCGCGGGCCGAGCUGCAGCGCCAGGCCGACGAGUACCAGGCGCUGCUCAACGUCAAGGACAAACUGGAGGCGGAAAUCGCGACCUACCGGCAGCUGCUGGAGGGCGGCGAGGAGUUCAGCCUGCGGGACGCCCUGGAGAAGGAGAGCACGUCCACGGUGCACAGGUCCACCCAGAAGAUCGUGGACGGGAAGGUGGUGUCGGAGACCAAGGAGGUGAAGGUGCGGACGUACUGAGCG